AAACUUUGAAGCACUGCAAUUGUCAAAGUGUCAUCGUGGUUACGUCCGCUGUUAUCGCUUUUAUUGGAGUUUUUGUUUGUAAAUAAAAUAAUUUGAUUAAAAAUGCAGCAAGAGUGGCAAAGGUGGUGUAGGUUCUGUGCAAAGGAUGAUUCAACGGACACGGAUACAAUCUACAAAAUCGAUUCAGUUGCUGAUCAAAUGGAACUCGUCAACAAACAUUUCAUGAUCUCGAUGCUUCCUUUCGAUGGGAGUCUCACAUCAAUGUGUGGGGAUUGCUGUGGUUUCUUAGCCAAACUAAAGGGAUUCAAUGAACGUUGCUUGAAGACUGAGAAAAUGUUCAGGGAUCUUAUGACAAACAAAACUGCCCAAAAUCUCGAUCUUCGAUUACUUCGGAUCAAAUUUGGGAUUGAAAAGGAAGAAAUUAGAUAUUUGCAACAGCCAAACGCCGCAGAAUGUUCAGUAAAAGAACCAGUAGAAGCUUCUGAAUCAUUUCCAGAUCCACUCGAUAGUGAUGAAGUUGAGGAAUCGAUUGAGGUGAAGCAGGAAACAGUAACAACGCGUAGAAGUGGUCGUCAAAGGAAAGUCGCGAAAGCUCAUGUAAAGCAGAUAAAAAUUAAAAAUGAAAAUCAGAGCAACGGUAAAUGCCCUGAUGUUGAUGAAAAAUCAGAAAAAGGCGAGGAAGCUUCGGAAUAUGAACCUGAAGACGAAAACGAGGCAAAUGAAGAUGGAAAUGCGAGAAAGAAAAAGAGAAUACGGUACAAAGAGAAGAAAUAUUCAUGUACAAUGUGCACGAAGACUUAUGCAAGACCUCACUGGUUGCGGGAUCACAUCCUGCAGGAGCAUAAACCAGAAGAAAUGACUCAUUCCUGCUCAACUUGUUCCAAACGUUUUCCCACACAAAUAAAAUUACGCCUCCACGAAUCAAUUCACCUGCCUGAGGAUAAACGACGAACUUUUCAAUGCCCGUACUGCGAUAAGAAGUUCGGCACGAAAGGCAUCAUGCAGACUCACAUAACGUUCAUCCACUCGAAUGAGAAGCCUUUCGUUUGUGAAGAAUGCGGAAAAGCCUUCAAGACAAAGAGCGCCCUGAAGGAGCAUCAUGUCAGUCACAGCAACGAUCGAGCUUUUCAGUGUUCCUCCUGCCCAAAAACCUACAAAUCUCGGGCGAAACUCAAGAGGCACGAGGAUACACACAAAGACGUCACCUACGACUGCCUUAUUUGCGGUGUUAAGCGCAAAACCAAAGCUACACUCAUGACACAUAUGCUUGUGCAUUCAGACGUAAAGAAGUACAAAUGCUCCUACUGUGGCAACGAAUACAAGCGGUCAACUGCCCUAAAAGAUCAUCUCAUCCUUCAUACAGGUCAGCGACCUUUUGAAUGUCCUUUUUGCGAUAAAACAUUUGCGAAUAAUUCCAACUGUCGUAACCACAAGAAAAAGGAACAUCCCAAUGAACUUGCAGCCCUAGAGGCAUCUACAAAGGAGAGAAAAGAAGGAAAAGUUGUUACAAAAAUCGAGAAAUCUGAUUAAUUAUCUUUUUUCAUAAUAAAAAAAUCAACAAUUAAA
Messenger RNA from Lutzomyia longipalpis, 1566 nucleotides. Its product is annotated as zinc finger protein 391-like. The record is from RefSeq and is a predicted model, not a curated record. NCBI's taxonomy places the organism in Eukaryota, Metazoa, Arthropoda, Insecta, Diptera, Psychodidae. Gene Ontology annotation, cellular component: nucleus. The transcript is spliced from 5 exons. The coding region runs from base 103 to 1530 and encodes 475 amino acids. Gene Ontology annotation, molecular function: RNA polymerase II cis-regulatory region sequence-specific DNA binding; DNA-binding transcription activator activity, RNA polymerase II-specific; zinc ion binding. Gene Ontology annotation, biological process: regulation of transcription by RNA polymerase II.